AAUUGCAAGAUGGUUCAUGUGAUGAGGCUCAUCACACAUUCUGUGACAGUGAAUAUCAGCAGACAGAUGUGCAAAGGGGAGAAGAACCUUUGUUACUGCCAUUUACAUUUUAUAAGGUGGAGAGUGAGGUAGUGAAUGCGGUGGAAGAUACAGAACCUUCAUCAAGAGUGCACUCUGUAUUGGGUAGUGAGCCAGAGACACUGAAGAUAAGCUGUACACGAAAUGAAUGUGGAAGUAGAGGAUGUUUCUCCAGUGUUCCUUGUGAAAAUUUAGAUAUUCAAUCUGAGUGCAUGAAAAUAUCUGUGCGACGAUAUUCCAAAGACCUUCAACAUACACGUGACAUGUGCAGAAAAUCUGUUAGUGACCACAGCAUUUUGAAUAAAUGUCCAGAAGCAGAAAGUGGAGAACGCCCAUACCCUUGCAGUAUGUGUAAGAAAUCUUUUAUUCAUAAGAGUACUCUUUACAAGCAUUUGCGUUUGCAUAGUGGUGAACGACCAUACUGUUGCGAUAUGUGUAAGAAAUGCUUCUCAAGAAAGGCAGAUCUCACUAGGCACCUGCGUGUGCAUACUGGAGAACGUCCGUAUCUUUGUGGUGUGUGUAAGAAAUCCUUCUGUCACAAAAGUCAUCUGAUCACUCAUCUUCGUGCUCAUAGUGGGGAAUAUCCGUUCUCUUGCAAUAUAUGUAACAAAACAUUUAUGGAACCAUCUAAUCUCAAUAUACACCUACGCGUGCAUACAGGAGAACGUCCAUAUCUCUGUGAUGUGUGUAAGAAGUCCUUCAGUGUUCAGAGUAAUCUCAAUAAACAUCUCCGUGUGCAUAGUGGAGAACGCCCAUACCCUUGCCAUGUAUGUAAGAAAUCGUUUAGUGAAAAGGGUUCCCUUAAGAGACAUCUUCAUAUGCAUAGUGGAGAACAUAUGUCCUGUGGAGAGCAGACUAAUGUUGAUACAGAUGUGUUUCUGUAUAGCAGGGAACGUCCAUACCCUUGCAAUGUGUGUAAGAAAUCAUUUCGCUAUAAGAACCAUCUCAACUAUCAUCUGCGUGUGCAUAGCAAUGAACGUCCUUACCUUUGCAACAUGUGUGAGAAAGAUUUUCGUUAUAAGAGUAAUCUUAAUAAACAUCUGCGUGUGCAUAGCGGAGAACGUCCAUACCCUUGCAGUGUGUGUAAUAAACAUUUUAGUAACAAGGGCAGUCUCAAUAGACAUUUUCGUAUGCACGGCAUAGAACACCCAUAAUGUUGCAGUGCGUGUGAGAAGUCCAUUCAUCAAGAGAAUUAUCUCAGUAUACAUCUGCAGGUAUGUAGUGGGAAUUGUUCGAUGCCCUUGCAUUGUUUGUAAUAAAUUAUUUGGGGAGAAAUGUGCUCUAAUUAAGCACCUCUCUGUGCGCAGUGAAAAAUGUUUGUAGCCUUGCAAGAUGAGUGAGAACUAGAGGAGCGAACAGAAUAAUCUGGGAGUUCAUCUGCACAUUUAGGUGAAGAAAGUUCAUACUACUGUGUUAUCUGUAAGAAACCCUUUCAAAAUGAAAUUUGCAAAUGGUGAGAACUCAUCUGCUGAGACGUUUAUAAGAAACACAUUAGUUGUCCCAUUAAUUUGAAGUAACAUGUUAAAGUACACAGAGCCACCUUUCCUCGUUCCCAAGGUGACAGAGCAUGAAACUGGAAAGGACAGCAUGUGAUACCUCAUGCUCAGAAUGCUGGAGAAGUACUAUGACUGCUUUGUGACUAAUCAUUGGAUGUAUGAAGGCAGCGAUCUAGUGAGAGAAACAUUCAUGAUGAUCCUGAAGGUUUGUUUUGUGGCCUCAAAAAUGGUGUUGAUGGUGAUGGAUGACCAGAACCAUAUCAAGAAGGAAACAAACAUUUUCAGAAGAGAUGCAAGUCUACAGAUUGAUUACAAGGAUCUUUUUAGUGAUUGAUUUUUUUGGACAUUAUCUAUUGUCAUAAUUUUCAUUUAAAAUCACGUUUUGGAGACUUGACUCUGUCUCCAUCCUCAGGUAAAGAGUCUGCUCCUUUAGGCCUAAUUAAUAGAGCUUGUUCCUGUCUCCAGACACCAGAAGCACUGCUAGACAUGAUACUUAAAACAAACACUACAAAAGUCAUCCCUGAGAGAUAAGAUACAUGACACUGUGUCAAAUCAGACAGCAAGAAACCUUGUUCCCUCCCCACUAGUUUGCUUGUUGAGCACACGGAGUGAAAAAUCUCUGCACACAUUGAGCCCUGUAGCUUAAUCAUUUUUAUGAUAUUCUGGUCCAAAUUUGUUGCAGUUUCUUAGAAAUCGCUAUUUUUGAUGGCAAUAUUUCAGGAACACUUCUGAUAGAAAACUCAAUGAAGGCUUGUGUUAAAUCUGGUUUUACCCCUCUAAUAAUGGUAGGUAUCACAUAUUAAUUUGCAUACCAGCAGAGAUGUGGAUUAUUCUGAAUAUGACAGCCUUUCCCACCAUGAUGCAAAAUGACUGAAACAUGAGUACACUUCUUGUUUCUAUGAUAAGAAAAUACAGUUUUUGAUAUAGUUGUUGCUACAUCACAAAAUUCAGAAGAAGCUAAUUUUUGAAAACCAUUUUUGUUUCAUACCCAGCUUUCCAGUUCAGCCUUGUUCUCGUUCAUUGUACACAUCUUUGGCUUAUGAUGUAUCCUGCUCAUAAUUAUCUCCAUCCUUUCUGGCCUGCUGUGAGAAUGAUUCAUGUUGUGGCUAUAAUGUUAUGAAGUACAGGCUGGUUUGUUCCAUUAUAUGGAGCUUCUGAACACUGGAAGAUAAUUACUUUUGUGUGAUUUAAAAGUGAACACAGUGCAGUCUUAAUGUGCAUGAAUGAAAGUGGAACUAAAUUUUUUAAGAAUGUCUUCUGGGAUGUGGCACCAUGUAAAUCUUGUGUGAACACAAGAUCUACACAGCACCAUGUCCCAGAAGAUGAUAUUCUUUGUAGUCACCACUGUGAAAACCUCAAAUCUUACAUACUUGAUUUUUAAUCAUAAAUCACACUUGUAUCAUUACAUGUUUAUUUGUUAGUAAAUUUUUUUUUCUGUAAGUUGCUGAAGUGGGGGGAAAAAUUGAAAAGUCUGGUCACUGCUUUAGUCCAUUUUAAGAGCAUCUUGAUAGAAGAAAUGCAAUAUCUUAAUAAUAGGGUGAUUAGUGAAUAACGCACUGGAAUGGAUGUGAACGGAGUUGCUUCCAUCCUGACGAGAUGUGCUACACCGGUGCAUGCGUAAGCAGGAUCACAAAACACAAGCGGAGGGCUCUUGUGAACAUGGUAUUGAACCUUGGGGUUCCAUGAAAUGCUCAGAAAUUAUUUAGUAGCUGCACAACUAGCGGCUUCUCAAGAAAGGCUCAGGUUGAUGAGUAGGUAGCAUAGCAUGAAGACGUAUUUGGGAUUGGAAUUAUAGCUCCACCGUUGACCUCCGCACCAGAUUGAGGUGAGUGCUUAACUUCACAACACGAUUUUACCCCCUGGGAAACAGCCCUCGGUACUGUUUGGGUGUGUCCCAUAGCCGGUCUGGAUGCAAAGGAAUAGAGAAAAAUAUCUUGCCCCUGCUGGGAAUCAAACCUUGACCCUCUAGACUUGUAGCUAUUCUGGCUAAGAUCCAGAAAGGUUACGUAACUUUAACAAAUUCCUAUACAAAACAGGAGAACGCAGUAGGCUGUUGUAUUAUAAUAAACAGAAGUGAAAUAUCCAAACAUUAUAACAGAUCUGGACACUACGAUCACUUUCAGGGAUAGUUUUCUUUCGUUGUCACUCCCUACUUGGAGAUAACUCACAGACCCUGGAUGCCAUCAAGGGCUUCAUAACACCAGGGGUAGUUAGAAUACCAUGUAAUGAUGAAGCGCGAGUUCGAAAUGAAACGGAUAACUUACUAGUUAUCUGGAUAUAGCAAAUUUAUGAUGCAAGUGUGAACACUUUUUCUGCAUCCUGGUUCAAAACAAGCAUAUUUAAGGAUUGUCCAUGUAACAUUGAUGAAAUCAAAGUGACAACACUGGUCAUGUCAAAAUGAUACACUUUGUGAAUAUACCUCUGUACCAAAUACAUUAUUAAUAUAGUGAAAUGAUUCUAUGGUUAAAUACAAAAUGCAAAUAUAUGCAAAACUAAGAUUUAGUCUUCCAUGUUACAUACUAUUCAGCCACUAGAGGUUGUCAUUCAGUUCAUAAAUGGGUAUUAUUUAAGAUACUGUGUUCCCUUGUAUGAAGGUUUGUUAAUAUGUGAAUAAUGUUCAGCAGUGUGCAGCAUCUAAUUAUGGUACGUAUCUCACAAUGACAUGUCAGGUAACUGUCCUAUGUAACAUAUUCCCGUGUGUAACUGAUGAACUGUUUUAUGAUCCUCAGUACAAAUGUCUAUUCUGCAGGCAUACAUUUCACUGAAGAUC
Cryptotermes secundus is the source of this 4344-nucleotide messenger RNA. RefSeq names its product zinc finger protein OZF. The annotation marks the transcript as partial. The record is from RefSeq and is a predicted model, not a curated record. Lineage: Eukaryota; Metazoa; Arthropoda; Insecta; Blattodea; Kalotermitidae. The transcript has 3 exons. Gene Ontology annotation, biological process: negative regulation of transcription by RNA polymerase II; regulation of cytokine production; regulation of immune system process.